Molecule: messenger RNA, 934 nt
Organism: Drosophila takahashii
Lineage: Eukaryota; Metazoa; Arthropoda; Insecta; Diptera; Drosophilidae
Gene: ac
Product: achaete
Biological process (GO): regulation of transcription by RNA polymerase II; developmental process
Molecular function (GO): RNA polymerase II transcription regulatory region sequence-specific DNA binding; DNA-binding transcription factor activity, RNA polymerase II-specific; protein dimerization activity
Source: RefSeq, a predicted model, not a curated record
GAAGAGAUCAUCUUGUAUAUCUUCAACUACAUUCGAAAUUCUAUAAUACAAACGAAAAAUGGCUCUGGGCAGCGAGAAUCAGUCCUUUUUCUACGACGAUGAGGAGUCUUCAUCAUCAUCCCCGGUCACCACUGGGCCCUCAGUCAUCCGGCGGAAUGCCCGGGAACGCAAUCGCGUCAAGCAGGUCAACAAUGGCUUCAGCCAACUGCGGCAACACAUUCCCGUCGCCGUGAUUGCCGAUCUGAGCAAUGGUCGUCGUGGAAUCGGCCCAGGUGCCAAUAAAAAAUUGAGCAAAGUCAGCACACUGAAAAUGGCCGUUGAGUAUAUACGCCGAUUGCAGAAAGUCAUUGAUGAAACCGAUCAGCAGAAGCAGCAGCAGCAACAGUUGCAGUUGCAGCAGCAACAUAUGCAAUUCCACCAGCAGCAGCAACAUGAGCAACUUCAACAGCAACAGCAGCAACACUUUUACGCCUGGCAACAACAGUUGCAGUUGCAAUCGCCCACUGGCAGCGUGAGUUCCUGCAACAGCAACAGCAGCAGCAACUCCUAUUACACACCAGCAACAUCGACGAUUACGGCAGCAACACCUUCGUCGCAUGUUGUUCCCAAGCUGGAAAACAGCUAUGAAGACUACCGCAACAAUUCCUGCAGUUCGGGCGCCGAAGACGAGGACAUCCUCGACUAUAUUUCCCUGUGGCAGGAUGAUCUGUAGGGAAAUCCCUUCGAAAAUCUCCUGCAAUUGCUAGUCGCACACACACAACGAACCAUUGAUUGGCCAACAAAAGUAUUACCUCAGCCACAAAGUAUUUAUGUAACCCAAAACGAACCACCUUUUUUUUUCCUGUACAAAUUAGUUGUUAAGUUUUUAUAUAGUUUAUAAGUCUUAGCUUGUAGAAAAAUGGAAGACAAUUUAUACUUAAGAAUCUCUUUUUUU